Messenger RNA from Cuscuta epithymum, 2672 nucleotides. The record is from the annotation of a GenBank genome assembly. Lineage: Eukaryota; Viridiplantae; Streptophyta; Magnoliopsida; Solanales; Convolvulaceae.
AACAUGAUUGCUUUUGAUAAUAAAAAAAUUAAAGUAAACAUAGAAUGAAAAAAACGACGGUGGAACGAUGAUUGGAGUGUGAGUGUAGAUGAGAAAAUAGAGAGGGAAAUGCACAAGUCCAUGCAAAUCUGCCCAAUACAUGAACAGCACAGCACUGUCCAAAACCGUGUCCCAUAUCAUUCCUCAAACUGUCCGACAAUCUUUGUCAUGGAACUUGAAUUUUCCCAGCUCCCGGUUUUCCCCAAAACCCGCUUCGUUUUUGGCUACCGAUCUUCUCAAGUCUUACUUCGAAAAGGGUCUCAUAAAAGAAGCCUGUGCACUGUUCGAUGAAAUGCCACACAGAGAUGUAGUCGCUUGGACGGCCAUGAUAUCCGGGUAUACUUCUUGCAACCUCUACCAACGCGCGUGGUCUGUUUUCUAUGGGAUGAUGGGAGAUGCCGGCGUCCAACCAAAUGAGUUCACGUUUUCGAGCACAUUGAAGGCUUGCAAAGGAAUGAAGUCACCUUCUUGUGGCGCUUUAGUUCAUGGGUUGGCACUCAAGCACGGCAAUCAUGGAAGCUUGUACGUUGCCAAUGCACUCUUGGACAUCUACUCUACGCUGUUUACAACCAUGGAUGAGGCAUGUGAGCUGUUUAGUGAAAUCAGUGAGAAAAAUGACGUGACAUGGACAACAAUGAUUGCCGGAUACACUCACCGUGGCUAUGGUUAUUGUGGCCUUCAAACUUUUAAGCAAAUGAUAUUGGAGGGGGUUAUGCCAAAUGCAUUUACUUUUUCAAUAGCUAUAAGUGCCAGCACUUCAAUCAGCCCAUGCUCAUGUGGAAAACAUCUCCAUGCCGCAGUAAUCAAACAUGGAUUUGAUUUUAACGUGCCAGUUAUGAACUCCAUUUUAGACAUGUACUGCAGGGGAAACAACUUAAACGAAGCGAACCACUGUUUCCAUUACAUGCCUCAAAGAGAUAUAAUCACCUGGAACACUCUGAUAGCCGGGUAUGAGAAAUCCUAUCCGAAGGAGUCCAUCAAAUUGUAUUCUUGUUUGGAAUCAGAAGCUCCAAGCCCCAAUGCCUUCACAUUUUCCAGCAUUGUAGCUGCAGUUUCUAAUUUGGCAGCACUUAGUUGCGGUGAACAAGUACAUGGGAGGAUAAUACAUAGAGGCCUUGUUUCGAAUUUGGAACUGGAUAAUGCUUUGAUAGACAUGUAUGCAAAAUGUGGGAAUGUUUUGAGUUCCCGAAGAAUUUUUAAUGAAAUGCCAAGUAGAAAUCUGGUUUCAUGGACAUCAAUGAUGAUUGGCUAUGGACGGAACGGAUAUGGAAAACAAGCCAUUGAGUUGUUUGAUAAAAUGCUUAGUUCUAGUCUUACACCAGAUAGGAUUGCUUUCAUGGCAGUUUUAAAUGCAUGCAGUCAUGCCGGGUUUGUGGAUGAAGGAUUAGAGUAUUUUAACUCAAUGGUUGACGAUUAUAAAGUUGUCCCUGAUCAGGAAACCUAUGGCUGUGUUGUAGACCUGUUAGGGCGUGCUGGAAGAGUUAAGGAAGCUUAUGAGCUUAUAGAAAAAAUGCCAUUUGCCGCGGACGAGUCAGUCUGGGGAGCAUAUCUUGGAGCAUGUCUUGCUCAUAAGCUUCCGGAUUUGGGCACCUUGGCAGUAAAGAAAGUGCUUUGUUUGAAUCCAAAAAUUGCAGGGACUUAUUUGAUGCUCUCAAAGAUUUAUGCAGCCAAUGGUAAGUGGAAAGAUUAUGUGAAGAUGAGGAACAUGAUGAGAAACUUGUCAAACAAGAAAGAAGUGGGAAGGAGUUGGGUUGAGGUAAGGAGUGAAAUAUGUGAUUUCGUUGCUGGAGGUAACUCAAGGUUCAGUUCACAAAUAUCGGGAUAAUUGAAAUCGGUUUACACAAUAUGGAGACUGGUAAGAUCUCAGAGUUCUCAUAUUUCAUUUUGUGAAGUCAUCCCACACAUGCAAAAUAUAAUUAUAUAAGCUAAGGUCUUCCUUCAACAACAACACUACCUCAGUGCUACAAAGGCUCCCUCCCACCUACGGUGGGGUAAGAGGAGUCGUAUGUACGCAACCUAACCUCUUUAAUAAAGCACAAAGAGCGGAUGACCCAUGAUCAAAAUUGCCUCAAAAAAUGCAUGGAGAGAAUAUUGUUUCCAUAGUAGUCGAUGUCGCAAAUGGCGAUCGCCAUUUCUCGCCAUUGGCGAUUCAGGGUGUCAUCGCGACUAUACAUGGCUAUUGCGCAGGCCGCAGGGGAUACACAUAGCGUUGCCAUAAGACCGCCAUGGCGCCAUCGUCACAACCUCACUUUAUUGCAAAUUGGGAUGUUGUGGAAGAAAAAUUGGGAUGAAACAACUCACAACACUAGAGCAUUGAUGAAGAUGAGAUGAAUACAAUACAAGAUCCUUCUGAUAUUGAAAUGAAUGAGGAAGAAGUUCCUUUCUUAUCGGAGUCAGACGAGGAAGAUGAGUGCGAUGGCUAGAUGUGAACAAAGAGGGGGAUGACUAUGAGUAUUAGUCAACAGAUCUUAAAGAUCAAACUUUAAAUUCAGUUUUUUAAGACAUGAACUAGUUAUGGAUAUUAAGUUGGUUUGAUUUGGAUCACUUUUGGUACCAUUUUGGUUAUUUAACAAUUUAACUCUUUAAUUGGUGGUUAAGUCAUACACGUAUAUCGUCUAUAUGUUAUGUUUAAA